Messenger RNA from Ramularia collo-cygni, 879 nucleotides. RefSeq names its product probable enoyl-CoA hydratase, mitochondrial precursor. The coding region runs from base 1 to 879 and encodes 292 amino acids. Gene Ontology annotation, molecular function: enoyl-CoA hydratase activity. NCBI's taxonomy places the organism in Eukaryota, Fungi, Ascomycota, Dothideomycetes, Mycosphaerellales, Mycosphaerellaceae. Gene Ontology annotation, biological process: fatty acid beta-oxidation. Gene Ontology annotation, cellular component: mitochondrion. The record is from RefSeq and is a predicted model, not a curated record. The transcript has a single exon.
AUGCUAGCUUCCAAACUCCGCCCCGCGGCCACGCACUUUGGCCGCUACGCCCUCCCUCUCCGCCACCAAUCCACCACCGCCGCGACCCCCGCAACAACAAGCUACGAAUACAUCAAAGUCUCAACGCCCCGUCCAGGAGUCAGUCUAAUCGAACUCCACCGCCCCAAAGCCCUCAACGCCCUCUUCACACCCUUAAUCCACGAACUCAACGCCGCGAUGAAAUCCCUCGAUCAAGACUCCACCAUCGGCGCCAURGUCCUCACAGGCUCCCACAAAGCAUUCGCCGCAGGAGCAGACAUCAAAGAAAUGUCCACGAAAAACUUCGCGGAUGCGUAUGGUGUGGAUUUUAUUGAGUCGUGGUCGGAAUUGCCGAAUACGGUUAAAAAACCUGUCAUUUCUGCUGUUAAUGGACAUGCGUUGGGAGGUGGGUGUGAAUUGGCUAUGAUGUGUGAUGUGUUGUAUUGUAGUGAAAAGGCGAAUUUUGGACAGCCCGAGAUUAAAUUGGGAGUUAUUCCUGGAGCGGGAGGAAGUCAGAGAUUAACGCGGGCGAUUGGGAAGAGUCGAGCUAUGGAGUUGAUUCUUACGGGGAAGAAUUUCAGUGGAAGGGAUGCUUAUGAUUGGGGACUUGCUGCGAGGGUUUUUGAGACUCCCGAGGCUUGUGUGGAGGGGGCGUUGGAUACUGCGGAGACGAUUGCGGGAUACUCUAGAAUUGCUGUCAAGGCUUGUAAGGAGGUGGUGAACAAGAGUCAAGAUUUGGGGAUCCGGGAAGGAGUGGAGUUUGAGAGGAGAGUAUUCCAUGGUUUGUUCGGGAGUGAGGAUCAGAAGAUUGGCAUGAAGGCUUUUGCGGAGAAGAAGAAGGCCGAGUGGAAACAUCGAUGA